GGGGGAGGGAGAGGGGAGGGGAAGCUUGGUAUAUUUGAAUCUCUGAUUAAUUAGUGUAAAUGUCUGUGAAGGCAAUGAUGACCACCCCAGUUUCAGAUGGCUCGGUUUCAAAGAGGCCGACAAGGCGCAAAUCUGCUCUGAAGAAUUAUGAUGAAAGUUUGAUGGAUGAGCUAAUCGAGACACAGAUAGGUGGUGGUGCUUCAAAGAAAAAAAAGAGAACUAAGGAGGAUUUGGAGAAAGAAACUGAAAUCGAGGCCAUGAUAGCUCUAUCUUUGGGGUUUCCCAUAGAUGAGUUGCUUCCGCAAGAGAUUGAAGCUCGGGUUGUCACUGAGUUGGGAGGGAAAGAGCAAAAUGAUUAUAUUGUUGUAAGGAAUCAUAUACUUGCGACGUGGAGAGCUAAUGUUCGCAGUUGGCUCUCAAAGGGACAAUUAAGAGAGACCGUAAGUAGUGAGUAUGAAAAAUUGUUGAGCAUUGCUUAUGAUUUCCUUUUGUACAAUGGGUACAUAAACUUUGGAGUUUUACCUUCCUUUUCUCCUCCAAGUUCAGAGGAGGGAUCUGAGGGGUCUGUAAUAAUUGUUGGAGCAGGCCUAGCUGGGUUGUCCGCAGCUCGGCAGCUGAGGUCAUUUGGUUUUAAGGUGAUGGUCCUUGAAGGUAGGAACCGACCAGGGGGAAGGGUAUAUACUCAGAGAAUGGGUCACGACGGCACAUUCGCUGCUGUAGAUCUUGGAGGAAGCGUGAUCACUGGUAUUCAUGCAAAUCCAUUAGGAGUAUUAGCUAGACAACUGGCAAUUCCCCUUCACAAGGUGAGAGACAACUGCCCAUUGUACAAGCCUGAUGGAUCACCAGUUGAUAAGGAAGCUGAUUCCAAUGUGGAACUCAUCUUCAAUAAGCUACUUGACCAAGUAAGUCAAUUGAGGGGGGUAGUGGGCAGAGUUGCGAACCACACAUCUUUAGGCUCAGUUUUAGAGAAAUUCAGAGAUUUUUUUGGUGUAGCUAAAACGCCUGAGGAAAGACAACUCCUUGAUUGGCAUUUUGCGAAUUUAGAAUAUGCUAAUGCUGGAUGCCUUUCAAAGCUUUCUGCCGCUUACUGGGAUCAGGAUGAUCCUUAUGAAAUGGGUGGUGAUCAUUGCUUUCUUGCUGGUGGAAAUUGGGGGCUUAUAAGAGCAUUGUGUAAAGGGGUCCCUAUUUUAUAUGGAAAGACUGUUCAGACCAUUAGGUAUGGCGAUGAAGGUGUUGAAGUUGUUGCCGGAGACCAAGUGUUUGAAGCAGAUAUGGUCCUUUGUACUCUUCCUCUUGGGGUCCUAAAAAAGAAAACAGUAAGAUUUGAGCCAGAAUUGCCGCAAAGGAAAUUACAAGCAAUAGAAAGACUAGGUUUUGGAUUGUUAAAUAAGGUUGCGAUGUUAUUUCCUCACAACUUCUGGGGAGAAGAGUUAGAUACAUUUGGCUGUCUCAAUGAGUUCAGCCAUAGACGAGGAGAGUUUUUCUUAUUUUACAGCUACCAUACUGUCUCUGGUGGAGCAGUAUUAGUUGCUCUGGUGGCUGGAGAAGCUGCACAAUCAUUUGAAGAUACUGAUCCAGCCAUUAUGAUUCAUCGUGUUCUGAAUGUCCUCCGAGCUAUAUAUGGCCCAAAGGGCAUUAGUGUGCCUAACCCCAUACAAUCUAUUUGUACAAGAUGGAGCAGUGAUCCCUUUUCUUAUGGUUCAUAUUCUCAUGUCCAAGUGCAAUCAUCUGGAAGUGAUUAUGAUAUACUUUCAGAAAGUGUUGGGACUCGGCUGUUUUUUGCGGGCGAGGCCACAAUUCGACAACAUCCCGCGACCAUGCAUGGUGCCUUUCUUAGUGGCUUAAGAGAAGCUUCACGUAUAUUACUAGCGACAAAAGCUCGUCAAAGUAAUCCUAGGAAGUUUGUACAGAAGAGUAUUGGUCCAAGCAAUGACAUUUUGGUAGAGCUGUUUAAGAAGCCUGAUAUAAAAUGUGGAAAGCUCUUAUUUGUCUUUAAUCCAUUAACUGAAGAGCCCAAAUCGCUGGGGCUUUUGCGUGUUAGUUUAGGAAAGCAUGAGGAUGAUUUCCAUGGUAAACAUUCUGGUGAAAAGGCAGCUUACAAUCAAAAUGGUUUGCCAGACCAACAAGUGCAGCUAUAUACAGUUCUAUCUCGAGAACAGGCACGAGAAUUGCUGCAGGUCAGUGGAGGAACUCAGGGUAAGUUGUUAUAUUUGUUCAAGAAUAUGAAUCUGAAGUUAAUGGGAGCUAGUGGUUUAGGGGCAUUAGGCAGCUCUGUGACCACUACCCUUGCAAAUGUACGUAAAGGCAGAGGCCGGAAUCGCUUGUCUGGACCUCAAACUGUUAUAUGAUGUAGUCAUGCGACAACAGAUAGUUAAGUGGAAUACACAUAAAAAAGGAUGAGAUCAUUUUGCUUGACAUAUGACCCUUUUGUAGAUUGUAGCUAAUAGGGUUGACAAUUGAUAUACUGAAAUCAAAAGUAGAUUUUUCCCCUCUUUUUGGGUAGUUUUAGCCCAGUCAGUGGCGGCCUUAGAUGGAUAGAGUUUUGUGUUGUGAGUAUGUUGGCUGGACAUUUUGGCCUGCUCUGAUCCAUGGUGACUUCUAGGGUAGCUCCAUUUUCAUAGAUUUUAGUGUAGAGUUUCUCUUCAUGUUAUGUUUCUCUUAGUCCCUGCAAAAUGCAGAGGCCCUUUGUCUGUAUACACAUUAAAAGUUAGUUUCUGUAUCUGUAUACAGUAGUACUCUGCAGAAAGAAUGUCUGAUUCUUAAUAGAAAAAUGUGUCAUUUUUC
Oldenlandia corymbosa var. corymbosa is the source of this 2784-nucleotide messenger RNA. Lineage: Eukaryota; Viridiplantae; Streptophyta; Magnoliopsida; Gentianales; Rubiaceae. The record is from the annotation of a GenBank genome assembly.